AUGAAACGGCUCGGCAGCCUCGCCAAGGGUUUGCCGGCUCUCAACCCGUCACUGAGAGCUGGUCCCCGACGCACUAGUCCAUCGUUGCACAAGAAAUUUCAGCACGGUUUCUCUACUUUAUCGAAAAGGACCACCGCUAUUGGUGCAAGCAUACCGGCCACUAUUGUAGCUGGAACUUUAUUUAUCUGGUGGCUCUAUCCGACAGAUGAAUUUGCGAAGCUGUCUCCUCCACAUCCAAGGAGGAGACGACACUAUUACGAUGAUGAAGAGGUGGAUGAACAGGAAGACGAGGACGAAGAUGAGUAUGAUGACCAGCCUGAGACGGCCUGGGACAGCUUCGCGAAGCGCAUCGAAAACAUCGCCAUCGUCACGGAGACAGAAUGGUCUGCCUUCUCCGAAAGAGUUGCGGGAAUGAUUCUCCCAGAUUGGUCAAAACUUGUCCCAGGAUACUUGCGGAAACUUCAGAGGGAGCUCUCCAUGGCCCCAGGUUCUCUUGCUGAUGAGAUCUGGGAGGACGCCCACGAUCCCGCCAUCAAUCCCGAAAUCACAUACACGGCUCAAGUUCGGGUAUCCUCACAAUUAUGUGACGAUGAGAAAGAGUUUCUAGCAAGGCGAAAACGUGUUAUAAAAGUUGCUCUGGCCAAGUACCUCGGACUUGAUGAACAUGAAAUCCACCCUGAUGAUAUACCCACUAUUGCCAUGUGUGGAUCAGGGGGUGGACUGCGUGCUCUUGUGGCUGGCACCGGCUCACUCAUUGCUGCUGAUGAGGACGGUCUUUUUGACUGUGUCACUUACACGGCCGGUGUCAGUGGUUCAUGCUGGCUACAAACCUUGCUCAACUCUUCGAUAACAGGUGGCAAUCUCAAAAGGCUCUUGGAGCAUUUGAAAAACAGAACGUCUGUUCAUAUUGCCUACCCACCAGUCGCCUUCCAGUCUCUAGUUUCCAUGCCAACCAGCAAAUAUCUCUUGAGUGGUCUCGUGGAGAAGCUUAGGGGCGACUCCAAGGCUGACUUUGGCCUGGUCGAUGUUUACGGUUUACUACUGGGAGCAAGAUUUCUGGUACCCAAGGGCGAGCUGGGUGUCAACGAAAAGGACUUCAAGUUAUCGAACCAGCGUGACGCCAUCAAAUUUGGGGAUCGCCCGCUGCCCAUCUACACGGUUGUUCGACACGAGAUUCCUCAAACAGAAGAGACGAAUCGUGGGCCGACGGAAAGGGAAAAGAAAAUAGCCAAGGAAGAAUCAUGGUUCCAAUGGUAUGAAAUCACGCCCUACGAAUUCUUUUGUGAAGAGUUUGGGGCUGGCAUUCCCACCUGGGCCAUAGGACGCAAGUUCAACAACGGCAAAGACGUGCCGCCGGAAACUAGAUUCCACUUGCCUGAAAUUCGAGUGCCUCUAUUGAUGGGUAUUUUUGGAAGUGCUUUUUGCGCAACUCUUAGUCACUACUACAAGGAAAUUAAGCCUCUGGUCCUAAGCAUAUCUGGAUUAAGCGGGGUUGACCAGUUUGUAUCUGGCCGUGACGACGAUCUGAGCAAAGUUCAUCCCAUUGAUCCAGCCAGCAUCCCCAACUUUGCCUACCAAAUGCAUGGCAAGCUGCCGGACACCGCACCGAAGAGUAUAUAUGAGCAAGAGCACAUCCAACUCAUGGACGCUGGCAUGUCUAACAACCUGCCCAUCUAUCCACUCCUCCGCCCCGGCCGAGACGUCGACAUUCUCAUCGCAUUCGACGCCUCUGCGGACAUUAAAACCGAUAAUUGGCUCUCCGUAGCGGAUGGUUAUGCUCGUCAACGUGGCAUUAGAGGCUGGCCAGUGGGCAUCGGAUGGCCAAAAGCUGGCGAAUCAGUCGAAGAAACCACCAUGCAACUCGUCGAUGCAGAGGCAUCCUCAUCUCAGGAGGCAGCUCGGCGCGUCCAACAAGCUAAGCAGGAUCAAGAGUCACUCCGCCAGACUGCCGGUUCCAUCGCAAAAGAUCCUCAAGCUGACGACAAGGAAGCUAAAUACAGCCCUGGAAACGAAGAAGCCGGUGACUUGGGCUACUGCACUAUCUGGGUCGGUACCACGCAAGAACGGUCUCCGCAUCCUUCACCGCCAGCUAAAGCAAUUAACGAUACCAAUAAGUGGCAGCUAACAGAACCGAAUGCCGGUCUGGCUGUAGUAUAUCUCCCCUUUCUCGCUAACAAGAAAGGACCGAAUAUCUCCCCGGGAACAACAGACUUUUUGAGCACUUGGAACUUUGUAUAUACACCUGAUCAAAUCGAUAGCGUGGUGGAUCUCGCGAGAGCAAAUUAUAAUGAGGGAAGGAAUCAAAUCCGGUCUACUGUUCGGGCAGUCUAUGAGCGGAAGAAGCUGCUUCGCGAACACGUCGAGAAGAAACGUGUUAACGGACUAGAAAUCUUGAGUAUGUAG
Molecule: messenger RNA, 2403 nt
Organism: Metarhizium brunneum ARSEF 3297
Lineage: Eukaryota; Fungi; Ascomycota; Sordariomycetes; Hypocreales; Clavicipitaceae
Gene: Pla2g4f
Product: Cytosolic phospholipase A2 zeta
Biological process (GO): glycerophospholipid catabolic process
Cellular component (GO): cytosol
Molecular function (GO): A2-type glycerophospholipase activity
Source: RefSeq, a predicted model, not a curated record